AAAAAGGACUUUCUGAUCCAACGCUCUCUUCGGCAGGUUUCGUCCCACUCCGAUCUGAACAGAACUCACAUUUUCCACACGCAGAGAGAGAGAGAGAGAGAGAGCUGAAAAAUGGCGUCGUUUGACGAUGACUCAUACGCCACCGGCAACAUCAACAACGACGACCUAGAAGAAAUCCAGCCGCCGCCGCCGCCCUACGACAACGACGGCUACGACUCUGGCAUCGCUUCCCAGCCCUACGACUUCGACCUCCCCUCCGCCACCGCCGACGAUCACGCUCCUCACCCGCCUAUAUACGCGGCGGACGAUUUCGCUUCGGCCGGCGACCACCACAUCCACAACAAUCUUCAUUCGCCGGAGACCUACGGUUUUGGCUCGGCACCAAACCCUGACUACUCGUUCGAACCGACCGUUCCCCAAUCGGAUGGCACUGGCAAGCCUUACGAUAUUGGAGCUGACACGGAUGGCCUCUUCACCGCUUCCGAAGGUCCUCUCCUUCCAGACCCCACCGAGAUGCGGGAGCAAGGUGCUGCAUUUCGCGAGUGGCGUCGCCAAAAUGCCAUUUAUCUGGAGGAAAAGGAGCACAGGGAGAAGGAGAUGAGAACCCAGAUUUUUAAUGAAGCAGAGGAGUUUAAGCGAGCUUUCUACGAGAAAAGAAAGAUUAAUUGUGAGACCAAUAAGGCCCAUAAUAGAGAACGAGAGAAGCUUUACUUGACCAACCAAGAGAAAUUCCACAAAGAAGCUGACAAACAGUACUGGAAAGCGAUAGCAGAGAUCAUUCCUCGCGAGGUAGCUAAUAUUGAGAAAAGAGGACGAAAGAAGGAUGAUGAAAGGAAGCCUUCAGUAACCGUCAUUCAGGGUCCGAAGCCUGGCAAACCCACUGAUCUUGCCAGAAUGCGGCAACUUAUUUUGAAGCUAAAGCAGAAGCCUCCAUCUCACAUGCUACCUCCCCCACCACCCCCGGCAAAGGAUGACAAAGAUGCAAAAGAUGCAAAGGACGAGAAAAAUGCAGCGCCAGCAGCGGCCGAAGAAGGAAAGGAUGACAAGGACGGGAAAGGCACGCUCAAAGCAGCAGCAGCAGCAGCAGCUGAGGAUGCCGCUGCCAAACCUGCCUCGCCCACGAAAAAUGCCAAUCCUGCUGCUGCAGACAAACCCGUUUCACCUUCUAAAAAUGCUGUUGCCACGGAUGGUUUCACUGCAACAGCCAAACAGGAAGGUCCUGCUGCAACUGAUGAGAAACAAGUCGCGGAAACUGAAUCGGCUACAACAGCCUGAUGACUCACUGACCAUUUUCUAGUAAUUUUUUCCUAAUUAAUUCAUAUUCUUUUUCUUCCAUCCAUUUUUUUCCGGCAUUACUGGAACACCCCAUCGUGAUUCGGCAUAGAGAAUAAGAGCAGCCGCGUUUUGAUGCUUCAUGGCAAAGCAGCAUGUGCUGCAAACAGCUUUUAUUCUAACUUGUUUUUAGGACACUCAAACUGUGUUUACCCCAUUUUUAAGUUUUAGUAAUUUGUUUCUUUGCUGCCUAUGUUCUGUUACUGGCAGUUUUAUGCGAAAGCCAAAGGGACUUAGAAACUAAAGUAUAAUAAACAUCUCCUUCAUAUAACGGCUUUAUAGAUGUUUUGACCAUUGGCAGAGACGGUCAGAGGUUUAGUAUUCAUUUAGCUAACUUUUACUAAGUGGGGAUUAAGAAUUAUCAGUGUUGUUAUAUUUCCUUAUAUAUGAAACUGACCAAAUUAUGGUAUGCUGUGGUAAUUUAUGGUAUGCAUGUUACUAGGAAGCAUUGGCGGUGGCAUGAGAAAGACUUGAGAUUUGAGUUUGAAGGAGUU
Molecule: messenger RNA, 1826 nt
Organism: Diospyros lotus (date-plum)
Lineage: Eukaryota; Viridiplantae; Streptophyta; Magnoliopsida; Ericales; Ebenaceae
Product: clathrin light chain 2-like
Exons: 3
Coding region: 112-1275 (387 amino acids)
Biological process (GO): clathrin-dependent endocytosis; intracellular protein transport; clathrin coat assembly
Cellular component (GO): clathrin coat of coated pit; plasma membrane; clathrin coat of trans-Golgi network vesicle
Molecular function (GO): structural molecule activity; clathrin heavy chain binding
Source: RefSeq, a predicted model, not a curated record